Molecule: messenger RNA, 3797 nt
Organism: Culicoides brevitarsis
Lineage: Eukaryota; Metazoa; Arthropoda; Insecta; Diptera; Ceratopogonidae
Gene: Gli
Product: acetylcholinesterase
Exons: 7
Coding region: 498-3401 (967 amino acids)
Cellular component (GO): septate junction; cell surface; tricellular tight junction
Source: RefSeq, a predicted model, not a curated record
GACGUGUUUUUACUUAUUUCAUUAUUAUUUUACCUGUCGUGCUCGCGUACGUGAAACAUUGAAACAAAUAUAGGGCGUUGGUUACUGCUUGAUUGUCCAAAAAAAGCUAAAAAAAUAUAUGAAAAAGGAAUGACCUGAAGGUAUCGAAUGACGUCGUAAUCGGAGAUUCUGGCCGUUAUAAGGGACUUGGACAAUCAUUGAAGCGUUAAUCAUGUAAAUAAACAACCGCUCACACACAACCAGCACAAAAGUUUAAAGAGAUAUUCACAUGUCGUUCGUCGUUGUCGACACAAAAGUAACAAAACCAUAAAACUAAAACCUGUUUUCGCGGUAACGGAUCGUUCGCGUGUGUUAGUGUUGAAAAAGAAGUUAAAAAGCCACACACCAAUACCAUUAAACUGCAAGAAAAAGAGUAGUUUGUGGUGCGAUGUGGAGUGCAAGCGACACAAAACUCUUAAAAAUCACGAAAAAUAAUAAAAAUUAAAAGCAAAAAAAAUAUGGCGAACUCGUCGCCGCACAAAUAUCUCAGAAAAAAUGCAAAAAACAGUGAUAAUAGGUGUAAUUUUAGUCCGAAAAUGAACAAAUAUCGGAGACAAACGAAUAUUUUGCUCGUUUUCAUACUUGGGCUGAACAUCAGUCUCGUGAAUGGGCAGCAAUCGUAUCAUAACCAUCAAAAUUGGCUGCGUGACAGAGAUCCGAGAUUCUAUUCCAGAGAAGGGGUGGAUUACAAGCCGCCAGAUCCAGGAGAUCCAAAUUACAGAACUUACGAAUUUAACAAUCGACGAUAUGGUUACUACCAACCAAAUGGGUAUGGCACUCAAUAUCCCGGUCAAUCGCAACCCGGACAAUACAACCCAAACAAUCCACUUGGAGAUGAUCGCUUCAAAUUUGAUCCGAACAAUCCGAACAACAUUCAAACUCCCUUUCCCGGCGUUCUUGGAGGUUGGCGCGAAGAUUUGCAAGGAAAACAACGCGAGGGCUCGUUAUAUCUCGAACGUGAUAUUUUUGUGACGACAAAUUACGGGCAAGUUCAGGGAUUUAAAGUGUAUUUGUAUGACGAUCCCGACCCAAAGUCACUUUAUCGACCAUGGCAUCAUCAAAUUGAGAAAGUUACGAAGGAAGUUCAUGUUUUUCUUGGUAUUCCGUAUGCUUUGCCGCCGACGCAUGAAGGGCGUUUCAAGCCUCCUCGCCCUCAUAGGGGUUGGCAACUCCUUCAAGCAGUUGAUUUUGGUCCUGCGUGCCCUCAACCCGUCAUUUAUACGGGCGCUACAAAGGGAAUUCGCGACAUGGACGAGGAUUGUCUCUAUUUGAACGUCUAUUCGCCCAACACGAAAUCCGGCGUGCCUCAAAAGUAUCCCGUGAUGAUCUACAUUCACGGCGGACAUUUCCAAAAAGGUGCUUCCAAUACAUUUCCCGGGCAUAUCAUGGCGGCAUUCUAUGAUGUUGUCAUCGUUACCAUCAAUUAUCGUCUCGGUGCUUUGGGAUUCUUAUCGACAGCUGACGAAAACUCUCCCGGCAACUACGGGAUUUUGGAUCAAGCGAUGGCGAUUAAGUGGGUUCAUGAUAACGCCGAAUUUUUCAACGGAGAUCGGAAUUCGAUCACACUUUUUGGACCUGGAAGUGGGGCAGCAUCCGCUGGAUUGUUAAUGGUAGCGCCCGCAACACGAAAUAUCGUUACAAAAGUCAUCGCGCAAUCGGGAUCUGCUUUGGCUGAUUGGGGAUUAAUUAAUGACAUGUGGCGCGCUCAAAACACGAGUCGAGUAUUUGGACAACAAGUUGGAUGUUCGAUCGAUACGUCAUGGAAGUUGGUGCAAUGUCUCCGUUUCGCAAGGAAUGCUUAUGAAAUCGGAAAUGCCGAGUUUCCGCCGCAAGUUGGAUUUUUCCCGUGGGCACCAGUGAUUGAUUUUAACAUUAGCUAUCCGGGCGAAGAUUGGUACGAGGGUUGGCGUGAACGGGAUUGGCAUUUUAUCAAAGAAAGUCCCGAGGAUUUGAUCAAGAAACGCAUGUUCAACAGAGGAUUGCAUUAUAUGAGUGGCGUGACGACCCAGGAAGCUGCCUAUAUGUUAUUCGAAAACAAGACUUUGGGACCAUAUUUCGAGAUAGAUGAGAAAUUUUUCGACCAAAAAGUGCGUGAACUUGUGUUGCGGUACAAUUAUACACUGAAUUUGAACGGAACUUACGAAGCUAUCAAAUAUAUGUACACUCAUUGGCCCGAUCCGAAGAACAAAACUCACAUCAGAGAGCAGUAUAUCAACCUACUUUCUGACUUCCUGUAUCGCGCUCCAGCGGAUCACAUGUUGAAACUUCUGGUCGAACAAGGUGUCCCGUGUUACAGUUACGUCCUCAACACAACCGUUGAAGGUCUUAAAUACCCCGAAUGGCGCAAAUAUACGCACGACAACGAAUAUUUCUUCCUCAGCGGCGCUCCUUUCAUGGAUGUCGAGUUCUUCCCGAAGAAAUUGCGACUCGAUCGAACGAUGUGGACCGAUAACGAUCGCAAUAUGAGUCACUUUUUCAUGAAAACGUUCACAGAUUUUGCGAGAUAUGGCAAUCCAACGCCUCAACAAGUGCUUGGGUUGUACUUUGAAAAGGCUGGAAAUGGAGAGCUGAAGUAUUUGAACCUUAAUACGACUUACAACUCGACGAUAAUGAUGAAUUAUCGUCAAACUGAGAGUGCUUUUUGGACGCAGUAUUUGCCGACGGUUGUUGGGAUGCUUGUACCAACGUAUCCGCCAUCCACAGAGUUUUGGUGGGAGCCACGAGAACCCCUGCAAAUCGCUUUUUGGAGUAUGACGGGCACGUGUUUGUUCCUGAUGGCGAUCGUUGUCAUCAGUUGUAUCUUGUGGCGGAAUGCUAAGAGGGAAGCCGACCAAUACUAUGAAAACGAUCUCUACAUGGUUGAAAAUCCCGAUGCUGAACGCAUGGAUAACGGCAUCGAUAACACAACUAUCGCCUCUCAACCGCUAAAAUCACGCGAAAAUGUCUACGAUUUCCGCGACACACCCACGCCAGCAACAAAAAUGACAAAAACUGCCGAAACGGCGUCAAUGCGAUCGCCCAGCUCGCUCUCCAACACCCAAACAACCAAAUUCGGCAGUCAAGGAUCUCUUCGAAGUGCCAUUUCUCUCAAAGACUCGUCCACAAUGUCUCCCAUUGGCACACUGGAAAAGGGUAGCAGCAAAUAUUCCGAGCGUGGCAUCGACACGGAUUCACGUACGAACAGCAGUAAUGGUCGUUACGACGACAGUAGUCGACUUAUUGCGAAAUCCAAGGAGAAUAUUGUCUCAACGAAUCCGCAUGGAGACUCACAACGCCCCUUGAGACCCGUUGCAGCAAAUAGACGUGUCAAUAACAGCAGCAAAACCCACCUGAUAGACGGCAUUCCGCAAACAGAAGUCUAAAUCGCGCAAAAAAGUCACAUUACUUAAUAGUUAGUUUUAAGCAUUUAACGAUGACGUAGCUUUAAAAAUGUUUUUCGUACUAAAUAUGAUAAGAUUACUUGUAGAAAUCGAGCUUUUAAGUAGAUUUUAAGUUUAUUUUUAAGGAAAAAACUUGUAAAUAUCCAAUUGUGUCUUGUCUCAAUUGUUCCAAAAGUGUCUCCGUCCAUUUGUUAGUUCUUAAGUCGCGUUAAGUUGACGUAACGUCACUUAACGUUUCCAUUAGUUCGUAAGAAAAGAGAAAAUUUAGGCCAAAUUGUGCAAAUAUUUUAAGAAAUUUAUUAGAUUUAAUUUUUUAAAUAAGUCAGUAGCAAAAUAAUUUUUUAACGGAUAAAAAUUUGAAAUGACAGAUGUCAGAAA